Messenger RNA from Cladocopium goreaui, 2610 nucleotides. Lineage: Eukaryota; Dinophyceae; Suessiales; Symbiodiniaceae. The record is from the annotation of a GenBank genome assembly.
AUGGCUGCAGUCAGUCCAGCUUUCGCUGCUGCCGACCCAUUGACCCCGGUAUUUGCCAAAAUGGGGGAAGCCAUUGAGGUUUAUGUCGAUGGUGGAGGAGAUGCAGCAGAUGAAAGGACUGCUGACCAAAUGAUGGCUGACCUGAUGGAGGACCUGAACAACUCCUCAUCAGGAACCACCGCAGUGAGGUCAGUGCGGGUGUUGGAAGGAAGUGCGCAAGCCCAACCUGAAGGUGGAGCCCAAGAGGUGGUCGUGGCUGGAGCUGGUGGCCCACAGCCAGGACUGGGGUGCAGCUGCAGUGGCAAGCUGCUCCGCCGGCUGCUCUGGUGGAUGCAGGAAGGCGACCUGAACAUCUUCCAGGGGGCCAACAACAAGCUGAACGAGCUGGAGGCAUGGAUCCAGGUGAAGGCCAACGAGGCGAUCAAAGAGCUCAAGGGGUUGGUGACGGAGGUCUAUCGGGUCCUCUUGCACUUCCUGCCGGCGGCUUGGAGCCAUUGGUGCUUCGACCUGAAGGUCUACCCCCUGCUCCACAAGGAGAUCCUGUGGUUUUGGGUCCUGCUGGACCGCAUGGAGGUGCUGAACAACAAGGGCAUCCUUCUGCACUGGUGCAACGUGCUGGACAUCAACCUGGCUCUGGUCAACUUCUUCGGCAUCCUUCUGAUCCUCAUGGGGUACAAGCCGUGUGACCAACAUGCUGCCAGUGGACCACAUGGCGAAGGCGCCCAACGAGCUCUGUCAUCAGGUGUAGUUCAGGGUUCAAAAACCCCUGUGGAUCCGGCUCUUGGCCAUUUGGUGACUCCUCCGGGUCUUCCUGGCCUUCCUGGUCCAGCUGUGCCUGCAUCGGUCACGCCUGCGCCUGUGGUGAGCGUUGGCGAGAACCUCAAUGAGAACCUGAGGAACUUGGAGCUGCCAAAGCUGUCCCCUGACAGCACUUCGGUGGACUUUGGUGACUGGCUUGCCAUUGUGGGUCCGUUUAUGUCGGAUCUGAGUGGAACGAGCAGUCAAUGGUGGGCUCUGGUGUUGGACGCUGCGGCCAAGACCUAUGCAGCGUGGGUGACAUCAACGCCACUCCAAAGGUUGCGCCUGAAGGUGGUGUCUCCGAAUGAAUUGGCGAAAUGGCCAAGGACUGAGCAGAGGGCUGUGACCAUGUUGUUGGCUGCUGUCCCGGACCCGAUUCGGCGCGAACUGAUCUCGUCCAGGAAGCUGCAAAGCGUGGAGAUCCUCUAUGCCCUUCUGUGUCGUUUUCAACCAGGUGGAGUUCAUGAAAAAACGAGCUUGCUGAAGGACCUCACGGAGAAUCGAUUGGGUGCCAAUGCGAACAUCCACGAGCUCUUGCAGACCUUGCGGGUGUGGCGACGGAAUUUGGGAAGAUCAGCUGAGCUGGGAAUUCAACUUCCGGAUCCACUCAUCUUGGUUGGAGUUCUUGGACGGUGGUCGGACCAUCUUGGACGCCUUGGAGGACCUCAGACGGUUUACCGAAUGUCGUCGCUUCGACAAGACUUGCAGUUGGACUUCAUCCCAACGAAUGUCAAGGUUGCUGACUUUGCGGAGGCGUUGCAGGCCGAAGCUGAGCAGUUGUCACGGAUGAGCGCUUCACCGACUUCUACCACGACUGCAUCACUUCAGGACACCAAAAGAAGGAGCAGAUCAAGGCUGCUGCUCUACGGUCUGAAGGGUCUCCUACCCUAUAGGUCAUGGAAAAGGUGCAUCAAAGGGAACUAUGACGUCUUCACCAACGACGCAUUUGCCGAGUUCUUCACAUGGGUCUACGGCGACUUCAUCGUCUUCUCAUGGCAGCUGGAAUCGGCCAAAGCCAUUGUCCUGCACCUCUUCUCUGGGGAUAAGGAAUCGAGCAGAAAGUGGUUGGAGUUGCAGAAGCUGGGCUACGAGGUGAUCACCUUGGAUGUGGCUGCAAACAGUAGAGCUGAAAACAGAUGGGCUCUCCCUGACCUGAAUGUGUUGGAAGCCGAAAAGGCUCAUGGAGAUACAGCACUGGUCCUGAAAAUGGCGGCCCUCUACGAAACGAUGGAGGAGAGUCAACCAGGUAUGGAUGAACUACAGGGGUUGCUCUGUGGGAAGAAUGAGAAGGGCAUUGAAAUCAUACGCCUUAUCGCCGUGAUUGUCGUCUCUGCAUGCAAGAAAUGGGUGCUGGAGAACCACAUCGACGUCGAGGAUGGGACUAUGGAACUGGCCGUCAAGCCAAAUAUGCGCUGCUUGCUACGGUGCCGAUUCCUGUCGUGGAUGGUCAACUACAUGCUGAAGGUGAUCAACCUCCUUGUGAUGUUCUUCCAGGUCCUGAAGUUCAACGUUCAGAAGAAGUUCAACGUGCUGGUCAAGUUCCACGUCCCGGUGGAGGUGACAGCCCUAAAGAAUGCCUUCCAGGUUCAGGUGCUCAUGGUGAAAAAGUUCAUGCAGGCCCUGUCGAACCUGUUCCGUCAAAAGGUGAUGGAUGUGAUGAUGAAAAAGAUGAUGGAAAACCAGGUGAUGCUCUUCCAGCUGACCCUCUUGCUCCGCUACCAGAAUUGGGGGGAGAUGUCCCAGACCCUGAACUACCUGAAGGAGAAGAUGGGGGAUUUAGUGAAGAUCAGAAAAAACUGGGGGAGAAGCUGA